AUGGCUUCCACACACCCCGAAAACGAGCACGAACAUGACGAGAACGAGGAGGUUCCGGAGCAGGAGCAGUUCAUCGGGGAAGAUGCAGCUGAGGAGGUACCCGAUGACGGGGACGCACCUAUGGACGAUGAUGGCGAGGAUGGUGGAGGCGAAGAGAUCGUCUGGGAGGAUAACUCUGUCAUGUCCUUUCCCACACAUGAAAAGUCCGUAUUUGCCGUAUCUGGUCACCCAACGCAACCAUUGGCCGCAUCUGGCGGUGAAGACGAUCUCGGCUACAUCUGGGACAUCACCGACGGCGAAAUCAUCGCCAAACUCACUGGUCAUACCGACUCUGUCGCUGCUACGGCUUGGAGUAGUGAUGGUGAGUUGGUGGCUACGGGUGGUAUGGAUGGACGGGUCAGGGUCUGGAGACAUGUUGGAAAAGCGGACUGGAAGACUUGGGAGUUCUUGACCGAGUUGCAGGGACCGGACGAGGUUAUGUGGUUGAGAUGGCACCCGAAGGGAUCCGUGCUUCUGGCCGGUGCCAAUGAUAGUACAGUGUGGUUAUGGCAAUUGCCCUCCGGCAACACCAUGCAAGUCUUCGCCGGUCACAAGGGCCCCGUAACAGCCGGCGACUUUACACCCGACGGGAAGAGGAUCGUUACCGCCUGCGCCGAGAACACUCUGAUCUACUGGGACCCGCGUUCGCCUACACCGGUGUUCAAGCUUGAUGCAACCGACGGCCGAUUUGAUCUGGAUGGUAUCACGUCGCUCGCGAUCAAUCCCGCAUCCACUUUGGCCGUUGUUGGAGGUGCCGCGGGCGGUGUGAGGGUCGUCAGCUUGACGCAGGGGAAGGUUAUCUCGGCGUUGGGUAGCCAUGAGGAGGGGAACUCCGUCGAGGCGGCUGUGUUCGUCAAUCUGGCGGGUGCUGUGACGGGUGCCGGCGGAAGCGCGCCUGCUACGGCUGGCGGAGGCACGGUCGUUACGGGCGCAACGGACGGAAAGGCGUGCGUCUGGGAUCUCAAUACAAAUAGGUUGCGUAUGACGCUCGCGCAUGAGGACUCCGUGACAAGCUUGCACGUUCACCCGACAAAACCGCAUCUGCUUGUUUCUGCCUCUGCAGAUCAAACGUUGCGCACAUGGGAUGUCCGUACGGGCAACCUCAUCCGCGAGCACAAGGGACAUAACGGCCCGAUUCUCGGUGCAUCACUCGGUCUCGGAGGUGAGGUUGUGCUUAGCGCCGGUGAUGACGGUGUUUGCUUGGUUUUCACAACCGAGUAG
Molecule: messenger RNA, 1260 nt
Organism: Peniophora sp. CBMAI 1063
Lineage: Eukaryota; Fungi; Basidiomycota; Agaricomycetes; Russulales; Peniophoraceae
Source: the annotation of a GenBank genome assembly